This is a messenger RNA of Ornithorhynchus anatinus (platypus), 632 nucleotides long. RefSeq lists its product as uncharacterized. The record is from RefSeq and is a predicted model, not a curated record. Bases 1 to 609 code for a protein of 202 amino acids. Lineage: Eukaryota; Metazoa; Chordata; Mammalia; Monotremata; Ornithorhynchidae. The transcript is spliced from 3 exons.
AUGGGAGAGCGAGGCCCGGGCCGCUCCCCCGGGUCGGUGGCCGGGCUGCGGGGCCGGGAGGGCCGAUACGCGCCCGGCCGGUCCUCCCAUUCUCAUUCGAGGGAGCGCUUCCUGGGAGGGAGGGGCGAGAAUCUGGGGAUCCCAGGGGUCCAGGAGGGCAGGGUGAGGGUCCAGAGGAUCCGGGGGUGCGGGCAGGGUGUGGGUGGUGGCCUGUGGGUGGGCUUGGAGCGGGCAGAGGCUGCAGAUGCGGACGGGCCAGCGGAUGGGCUGCAGCGGCGGCUCUCUCCGGCCAGGCCCCGGCCCGGGACCAACCGCCUCUCGUCCCGUUGGCAUUGGCGAGGGCGAUUUUUCCGGCUUGAGUCGUGCCCGAGGAAGGAGAGGGCAGAGGCGGCUUGCCAUUGCCGGGGAAGCUACCUGCACCCGCGAGACCGGCCCGAAGGGCACCAUCCAUCCUCUGCCCCUUCGCCGCGCCCGGGAAAUGCCCGGCUGCUAUUUCCCCUAAAGACGCAACACCAGGGUGGAAGAGCCGCAGGGAAGAGCACCAUCGUCUUUGAACAAAGGAUGACUCUUCUAUUCAAGAACCUUCUGCUGAGAAGCAGCAUGACCUAGAGGAAAAAGCACAGGCCUAGGAG